This is a messenger RNA of Oncorhynchus keta (chum salmon), 1639 nucleotides long. RefSeq names its product chromobox protein homolog 1-like. Bases 354 to 1040 code for a protein of 228 amino acids. Gene Ontology annotation, cellular component: pericentric heterochromatin; nucleus. The transcript has 6 exons. Lineage: Eukaryota; Metazoa; Chordata; Actinopteri; Salmoniformes; Salmonidae. Gene Ontology annotation, biological process: negative regulation of transcription by RNA polymerase II; chromatin organization. The record is from RefSeq and is a predicted model, not a curated record. Gene Ontology annotation, molecular function: chromatin binding.
UGGAUAGAUACCUCGCUCGUACGCUUCAGCUCGCUGACGAGCUAAUCUCUACAACAUCUGAGAAACCUAGCCAGCUAGCUACACGAGAACUUGUUUCUUCGAGAAAUCCACACAAUGUGGAAUCGAUGCACGUGUAUAAACGCAGUUUUUUUUUAUCGGACAUUAAGGGGGGCGGACACGAUCUAUUUAGCUUGCGCAUGUUCAUAUUUGAUUUAAUAUAAUAAACGAAACUGAUUUAUAUAAGAAAAUAUAAAACAAGUUAUUUUUCUAUCUCAGCAUCAUUUAAAGACAGACUGUUUUCACUAUCGAAUAACUCGUUUUGAGGAACAACUGUUGGUCCCACUGUCUACCUGAUGAGUAUGAGCGAGAUUACAGAACCUUCUAAUGAUGAUGCUCCCACUCUUACUGAAGCCGCCAUUAACCCUGCACCCACAGCCAUCAUUCCCCCUGCACCCACAGCCCCCACCCAGUCUGAGGUGACGAUGAUGACACCGGCUGAGAAGAUACAGGAGAAGGCGGCUGAGGAUGUGGUGGCCGUGGAGGAAGAGGAAGACGAAUAUGUGGUGGAGAAAGUUUUGAAUCGAAGGGUGGUGAAAGGGAGAGUGGAGUACCUUCUUAAGUGGAAAGGCUUUUCGGAUGAUGACAACACAUGGGAGCCAGAUGAUAAUUUGGACUGUCCCGACCUGAUUGCACAGUUUCUGCAGAAACAGAAAUCCGCUCAUGAGUCUGUAGGCAAGAGGAAGUCUGCGGAGCCUAAUGUGGAAGGAGAGGAAAGUCGACCCAAGAAGAAAAAAGACGACCCAGAGAAACUAAGGGGCUUCACUCGAGGUUUGGAUCCAGAGAGGAUUAUUGGCGCCACCGACUCCACUGGAGAACUCAUGUUCCUCAUGAAAUGGAAAAACUCGGAUGAAGCAGACCUGGUACCAGCUAAGGAAGCAAACGUGAAGUGUCCACAGGUGGUCAUAUCCUUCUAUGAGGAGCGGCUCACGUGGCACUCUUACCCCACAGAGGAGGAGGAGAAGAAGGACGACAAGAACUAGCCGUUUUGGAGAGAGGUAUCAAGCUGGUUCUGAAGACUGUAGAGGUAGUGUCAAGGGUUUAUGGGGCUCUAGGCAAAGGUUCUGAGACAAGCACGACAGCACAUGGACUCCCUUUUUGGUUUAAUUAUCACCCAUCAGGUUAAAAUCUCUGGAUAGGAUAUGACCAAAGUCAAUACAGGCUAUGGGUUCUCUUGAGAAAUCACAACCCUGGAAGAAAUGUAUAAUGCAGUGUUAAAUGUUAAGAUUCACUCUAGUGACCAUUUGGAUACUACAAGAUCAUUUUCACAGGGCAGUUGACUAAGAGGUCUAGGCCUUGUACAUUACUGUGUAGGCUGGUGGAAAUGUUAUCAUUCAUUGUCUUGUAAACAAGUCAACGGUGCCAUUUAGUUUUAUGUAAAUGUUUCGUAGCUUAUAGUGCCAAACAAUGUUAAUCUUUGCUCAUUUUGUGACUGUUUUAGUGUAUUGAGGUAACACAUUUUUGAAAACCAUGUUUUUUUUGUUGUUUUUUUAACUUUGCUCAUUUGUCCAUCUUAUUCUAACAUUUCAUAAACAGGACUUGCUUGUCUGUUUUUGGAGAAUAAACAACUUGUUACAAUUGU